AUGUACGCCGCCUACGAGGCGUUGCCCGAUGAUCUCAAGCGGCGAGCUGCGAAAUUACGUAUUAAGCAUGAUGGAACAUACAACAGCGGCGGUUAUUUGCGCGCCGGUGUCACCGCAAUCGAUGAUCCACGCGUCUCAUCGGGAGUGUUUCAUCCGCUGAUUUGUACCCACCCGGAAACCGGUCGAUGCUGCCUCUAUCUUGGACGUCGUCGUAAUGCCUAUAUAGAGGGUCUCUCACUUAAACAAUCCGAAGCCCUUCUCGAUGAGAUCUGGUCCUACGCCACCCGCAGAGAAAUCGCUUGGUACAACCGAUGGCGGGUGGGCGACAUUGUGCUGUGGGAUAAUCGCUGCACUAUGCAUCGGCGCGAACCGUUCGAUCCCGGUGCACGUCGCAUCAUGCUUCGCACUCAGAUCAAGGGGGAGACAAAACCGACUGCUUGA
Didymodactylos carnosus is the source of this 441-nucleotide messenger RNA. NCBI's taxonomy places the organism in Eukaryota, Metazoa, Rotifera, Eurotatoria, Philodinida, Philodinidae. The record is from the annotation of a GenBank genome assembly.